CCCGUUUCGCCGGAAGUGUGGCGAGCAUAUUGCGGAAGCCGGGGGCGGAGCAAGUUCUCUUUCGUUCUGGCGGCUGAAGGAAGAUGACGAAAGGAACAUCGUCCUUUGGCAAGCGCCGCAAUAAGACGCACACUUUGUGCCGUCGCUGUGGGUCCAAGGCCUACCAUCUCCAGAAGUCCACCUGUGGAAAAUGUGGAUAUCCUGCUAAACGCAAGAGAAAGUAUAACUGGAGUGCUAAAGCCAAGAGACGCAAUACUACCGGGACUGGCCGUAUGAGGCAUCUGAAAAAAGUCUACCGUAGAUUCAGGAAUGGAUUCCGUGAAGGAACAGCUCCAAAGCCCAAGAGAGCAGCCGUUGCAGCUUCCAGUUCAUCUUAAGGACUCAAAUGCCUGUUUAAAAUAAAUGAUCUGAACCAUGGAGAAA
Elgaria multicarinata webbii is the source of this 423-nucleotide messenger RNA. It is a transcript of the gene RPL37, whose product is annotated as ribosomal protein L37. The transcript has 4 exons. Gene Ontology annotation, biological process: translation. Gene Ontology annotation, molecular function: RNA binding; structural constituent of ribosome. Bases 84 to 377 code for a protein of 97 amino acids. Lineage: Eukaryota; Metazoa; Chordata; Lepidosauria; Squamata; Anguidae. The record is from RefSeq and is a predicted model, not a curated record. Gene Ontology annotation, cellular component: ribosome; cytosolic large ribosomal subunit.